AUGUUAUUCCACUCUCUUCUCGCACUUCUCUUUGUCCCUCUCGUUGCAGCAAAUCCUGUGCCUAGCAAUGAGACGUCAAUCAUUCCUCGCAAUGAUACCUCCAUUCGAAAACGCCAGUUCAUAUCUGCUAAUGAUCUGGACAUUGGUGGCUGCAAAGACGUCAUGUUCAUCUUUGCCCGUGGCUCGACAGAGAUAGGCAACAUGGGCUCCGUCGUCGGACCAGAAGUUUGCGUCGCCCUGAAAGGUAAUUUGGGAGCAGACAAAGUCGGCUGUCAAGGAGUGGGAGGCGCAUACACAGCUGGUCUAGUAGAGAAUGCUCUACCCCAAAGCACUGCUCCUCAGGCUAUUUGGGCAGCGACAAGCUAUUUCAAAAAGGCCGCUAGCAAGUGUCCCAAUAUGAAGAUUGUGGCGGGUGGAUAUAGUCAAGGAUCGGCCGUCAUCGAUAACUCAGUGCAAUCGCUCUCGUCUGAUAUCAAAUCCAAAGUUGUCGGAGUCGUUCUCUUUGGAUUUACUCGCAACUUCCAGGACCAUGGGCAGAUUCCAAACUAUCCCAAGGACCAGGUGAAGGUAUACUGUGCUCUCGGAGAUUUGGUCUGUGACAACACCUUAAUCAUUACUCCGUCCCAUCUUACCUAUGGAAUCAAUGCUGGUGAUGCGGCGAGUUUCCUGGCCUCCAAGGUGAAGAGUAGCAGCUGA
Aspergillus wentii DTO 134E9 is the source of this 696-nucleotide messenger RNA. RefSeq lists its product as uncharacterized. Lineage: Eukaryota; Fungi; Ascomycota; Eurotiomycetes; Eurotiales; Aspergillaceae. The transcript is spliced from 3 exons. Gene Ontology annotation, molecular function: cutinase activity. The record is from RefSeq and is a predicted model, not a curated record. Bases 1 to 696 code for a protein of 231 amino acids. Gene Ontology annotation, biological process: carbohydrate catabolic process. Gene Ontology annotation, cellular component: extracellular region.